UUAGGAAAUAUAGUUGGGGGUCUGCCGUUUUGGCGAUGUUAUACCAAUCGCUUUGUAAGAACGCGGUUGCCGAGAAGUGCACCUUCUAUGGAUGUGCGUUCCUCCUACAAGUAUGGGGUUGGUGGAGACUGCCGACGCUAUCCCCUGCAGGCAGGAACAACUACACGUUCCCUUAUGCAACAAGGUUCUGUGGUCCUAAAUUGGAUUACAGUAAGAAUCCGAGGGGGAGUGUUAUUUUGUAUCGGGACCUAAUUGAUCACCUCCGAGCUGAAGAUUUUAAUUGGAGACCAUACUUGAUGCUAGACCAUGAGCCAAACGAGAGUGACCGGGAAGUUUGGACUGCAGUGACACCUAUAAUAAGGUUCAACAUCGUGGAGAUGCACCAAUCUGACCGUGUGAGACUACAGUUUGGCAUGCAUCAACCAAUCCCGGAUCCCCCCACUGAUUUGGGUCGCUGGCAUAUUAAAAGAGUUAACAAUCAAUGGGACCACGCAGAUUAUCGUACAUUCGCACCUGAAUUUUGUGAGAUGUGGAGGCAGCGUCGCAGCCGUCUGCUACAAUUCCCUGUUGCCCAACUCCCCAUGUUUCCAACCGCAGACUACGUUGCUUGGUUUAGAACAGUCACAACCCCCGAUAUUUAUUCUGUUCAGAUGUUUACGAACAGAAAACCAGUGAGUUUCUCCCUCACUUGGUCUAGUUUUUUGACAGUUUCUCUCCAUUUGGCCAUGGAUUGA
Messenger RNA from Vicia villosa (hairy vetch), 734 nucleotides. Its product is annotated as serine/threonine-protein phosphatase 7 long form homolog. The coding region runs from base 36 to 734 and encodes 232 amino acids. The transcript is spliced from 4 exons. The record is from RefSeq and is a predicted model, not a curated record. Lineage: Eukaryota; Viridiplantae; Streptophyta; Magnoliopsida; Fabales; Fabaceae.